Molecule: messenger RNA, 1237 nt
Organism: Gastrolobium bilobum
Lineage: Eukaryota; Viridiplantae; Streptophyta; Magnoliopsida; Fabales; Fabaceae
Product: prohibitin-1, mitochondrial-like
Exons: 6
Coding region: 113-982 (289 amino acids)
Biological process (GO): mitochondrion organization
Cellular component (GO): membrane; mitochondrion
Source: RefSeq, a predicted model, not a curated record
GUUGUCUUUUUAGUUCAAUGUUUUUCUUUCUUGUUUGGUUGCAAAAUGUUACGGUCUUUAAAGCUUCUUGCAAGUGGAAGGUUCCAACAUUCGAGUUACAGAUACACACUAGAUGAAUUUUAACAACGUGAAUGUUCCAAAGGUUCCUGGUGGCGGACUCUCUGCUUUGCUUAAAGUUAGCAUAAUUGGUGGGCUUGUUGUAUAUGGGGCUGCUAACACCUUGUACAAUGUUGAGGGAGGCCAUCGAGCCAUUGUCUUCAAUCGUAUAGUUGGUGUCAAAGAUAAGGUCUACCCAGAAGGGACACAUUUUAUGAUUCCAUGGUUUGAGAGGCCUGUGAUCUAUGAUGUUCGUGCACGGCCUCAUUUAGUGGAGAGUACUUCUGGAAGCCGUGAUCUCCAAAUGGUGAAAAUUGGACUUAGAGUCCUUACACGCCCUGUGCCAGACCAAUUACCAACAAUUUAUCGAACCCUGGGUGAGAAUUAUAAUGAAAGGCUCCUGCCUUCUAUUAUACAUGAAACUCUCAAAACUGUGGUUGCACAGUAUAAUGCUAGUCAACUCAUUACUCAGAGAGAGGCUGUUAGUCGAGAAAUAAGGAAGAUACUGACUGAAAGGGCCUCCCAUUUUAAUAUGGCAUUGGAUGAUGUAUCAAUCACAAGUUUGACAUUUGGGAAGGAAUUCACAGCUGCAAUUGAAGCCAAGCAAGUUGCUGCUCAAGAAGCUGAGAGAGCUAAAUUUGUUGUAGAAAAAGCUGAACAAGACAAAAGAAGUGCUGUUAUUAGAGCACAGGGUGAAGCCACGAGUGCGCAAUUGAUUGGUCAAGCUAUUGCCAGUAAUCCGGCAUUUAUCACCUUAAGGAAAAUUGAAGCUGCAAGGGAAAUUGCUCACACAAUUUCAAAUUCUGCCAACAAGGUUUACUUGAAUUCAGAUGAUCUGUUACUGAAUCUUCAGGAGUUAAAUCUGGAGCCCAGUGGGAAGAGAUAGUUGUGAGGCUGAUUCAUAUAUUUACUUCAACUUCACUUUUUUGUGGUAUGAUUUUUCGUUUUCACUUGUAUGUGCGUUCUAUCAACUGUUCAAAUAUGAGGUUCAGCGUAGGUCAUUAUCUUUAAAUGGAGCAUGUGAAAACAAGGGAGGUUCAAUCAGGUUUUAUUGAUUUUCAGUACUUCUGUUCCUGAAUAGUAUCUUUGUGCGAAUGUCAGGGAAUUGCGAUUGAUUUAUUAUGGCAUUGUGAUUCUGUUG